AUGGAUCGCGAACAAUUCCGCAAUGCCGCGCAUUCGGCCAUCGAUGACAUCGUAAAUUACUUCGAUACUGUCCCGGAGCGCAGAGUUCUCCCCGCCGUUGACCCUGGAUACCUCCGUCCUCUGAUUCCCGAGAACCCUCCCGCCGAGGGAGAAGCCUGGGCGCAGAUCCAGGAAGAUGUUGAUUCCAAAAUCAAGCCGGGUCUAACACACUGGCAGUCACCCAACUUCAUGGCGUACUACCCCGCCUCUGUGACUUACCCGAGCCUUCUGGGUGAGAUGUACUCAGCGGCCUUUACGGCCCCAGCUUUCAACUGGUUGUGUUCGCCGGCUUGCACCGAAUUGGAGACCAUCGUCAUGGACUGGGUCGCUCGCGCAUUGGCUCUGCCCGAGUGCUUCCUGAGCACAUCGGAGAACCGCGGCGGCGGCGUGAUUCAGAACAGUGCCAGUGACGCCAUCGCUACGAUGAUGGUGGCCGCGCGGGAGAGGCGAGUGCGGGAGUUGGUUCUGGCAGAAGGGCUACAGGAGGGUACAGCGGAAUAUGAAGAGCGGAAGAUGGACCUCCAGCCGCGCCUGGUGGCUAUCGCGAGUGACCAGACACACAGUAGUGCAGCUAAGGGCGCCUUGAUUGCGGGCACUCGGUUCCGCAGCGUGACGACAGGGUUGGACAACAAUAUGGAGAUGACUGCCUCCCGCCUGCGCGAGGUGUUGGAGAAGUGCGACCGGGAUAGACUGACGCCGUACCAUUUGACCAUGACCUUUGGCACCACCAAUACCUGCAGUGUUGACCGUUUUGCCGAGAUCAAGGCAGUGCUGCAGGAGAAGCCUGCAUGGCAACGGAUCUGGGUGCAUGUCGAUGCCGCGUACGCCGGCGCGUCUCUGGUGGCUGAUGAGUUCCAGUACAUCACAAAGGACUUUGCGGAGGGAGUCGACAGCUUCAACAUGAAUAUGCACAAGUGGUUGCUGGUUAACUUCGAUGCCAGUGUCCUUUUCGUGCGUAAUCGUCUCGAUUUGACCAACGCUCUUGACAUCACCCCGACAUACCUCCGCAACCCCUACUCGGACCUGGGCACGGUGAUCGAUUACCGCAACUGGUCCAUCUCACUAGGACGCCGCUUCCGAGCUCUGAAGAUUUGGUUCGUCAUGCGUAGUUAUGGUCUCAACGGCAUGAAAGCCCACAUCCGCAAGACCGUCGAGCUUGGUAACAUCUUUGCCGACCUCGUUCGGGGUCGGUCGGAUCUGUUCGAGAUCGUCACGAAGCCAGGUUUCUGCCUCACAGUCUUUCGCAUUAAGAACCCGCAGGCAUCUCGCUCGUCCGAUGGCGUGAUCGAGAAGGAUGAGGUGGCUGAUGGGAUCACCAAAAAGGUUUACGAGUUGAUCAACUCGCGGGCGAGAUCUUCAUCACCUCGACAGUCAUCGACGGGGUGUACGUGA
Penicillium maclennaniae is the source of this 1431-nucleotide messenger RNA. RefSeq names its product putative aromatic-L-amino-acid decarboxylase. Bases 1 to 1431 code for a protein of 476 amino acids. The transcript is spliced from 3 exons. NCBI's taxonomy places the organism in Eukaryota, Fungi, Ascomycota, Eurotiomycetes, Eurotiales, Aspergillaceae. The record is from RefSeq and is a predicted model, not a curated record. Gene Ontology annotation, biological process: amino acid metabolic process. Gene Ontology annotation, molecular function: pyridoxal phosphate binding; carboxy-lyase activity.